AUGAGGAAUGAGGACGAGCGGAAACGGGCAGUGAAAAAUGGGGUGAAAAAGGGCGAAAAGGGGAGUGAGAAGGAGGCGAAAAGAGCCGUGAAAAAUGGGGGGAAAAAGGGCAAAAUCGAAAGUGAUGAUGAUGAGGAAGAGGAAGAAGAGGAGGAGGAAGAGCCGCCCCGGAAAAAUGGGGUGAAAAAGAGCAAAAUUGAGAGCGAGGAUGAAGAGAUGAAGCCCCUCCGCAAAAAUGGGGUGAAAAGGGGUAAAAAUGGGACUGAGGCUACGAAAAAUGGGGUGAAAAGGGGCAAAAUUGAGAGUGACGACGAGGAAGAGGAAGAGGAGGAAGAGGAAGAGGAGGAAGAGGAAGAAGAGGAGGAAAAGGGGAAGAGGAAGGACCCGCCCCCCAAAAAUGGGGUGAAAACGGGCAAAAAGA
Molecule: messenger RNA, 421 nt
Organism: Charadrius vociferus (killdeer)
Lineage: Eukaryota; Metazoa; Chordata; Aves; Charadriiformes; Charadriidae
Product: ABC transporter F family member 4-like
Exons: 1
Source: RefSeq, a predicted model, not a curated record